AUGGCGGCCCUCGCUACCAAGCUUGCGCUCACCAGCUCCCCAUGCCUCUCAUCCGUGUCCCUCCGACGGGGAUCCGCCCUCCCCGUCGUGUCGGUCGCGUCUCUCAGGAAGACCCGCGCUGCUGCCGGUCGCGUCGUGGCCUCCGCCGCGACCACCGAUAUCGAGGAGCUCGUUUCGCAGAUUAAGAACCUCACCCUCAUUCAGGCCAGGACUCUCACUGACAGGCUGCAGGAGGAGCUCGGCGUGUCUGCCGCUGCCAUGAUGCCGGUCGCCGGCAUUGCCGCUCCCGCCGCCGGCGAGGCCGCUGCCGUGGUUGAGGAGCAGACCGAGUUCGAUCUGCUUCUGGAGGAGGUCCCCGCGUCGUCGCGUAUCGCCGUGAUCAAGGUCGUGCGAGCAAUCACCGGCCUUGGCUUGAAGGAGGCCAAGGACAUGAUUGAGGGUCUUCCUAAGAAGGUUAAGGAGGCUGUUGCUAAGGAGGAUGCGGAGGAUGCCAAGAAGCAACUGGAGGGUGCCGGUGCCAAGUGCAGCAUCAAGUGUCCGAGAGGUCUCUUUGGUGUCAUGGUGGAAUUCUUUGAGACGUUUGACGAGGAUUACGCUGGUCGCUGGGUCGUUUCUAGCAGCGUAGACUACACGGGCAAAUGGAAAUGGGCUGCCGGCGAAGCUUCGGGCGAUUACGGGCUGCUGGUAACCGAGAAGGCGAAGAAGUACGGCAUCGCAGCGGAGCUCCCUGAGCCCGUGGAUCCGAAGAAGGACACCCUGGUGCUGCAGUACGACGUGCGCCUGCAGAACAACCUCGAGUGUGGCGGAGCGUAUCUCAAGUUCCUCAUGCCGCAGACCGCGGGCUGGACUCCGAGCCAAUUCAAGGACGACUCGCCUUACUCAAUCAUGUUCGGACCCGACAAGUGCGGCUCGACGAAUAAAGUGCACUUUAUUUUCCGCCACAAGUCGCCCAAGACGGGCGAGUACGUGGAGCACCACAUGAAGAAGCCCGCGUCGCCCUACACAUUCGACAAGCUCAGCCACGUGUACACGGCAAUCGUGUACCCGAACAACACGGUGGAGAUUCUUAUCGACGGGGAGAAGAAGGCGGAGGGCGAUCUGCUCUCCGGGAAGGAUUUCCAGCCGCCCGUGCUGCCGCCGAAGACGAUUCCGGAUCCCGAGGAUAAGAAGCCCGAUGACUGGGACGAGCGCGCCAAGAUCAAGGACCCCGAGGCGACCAAGCCGGACGACUGGGACGAGGACGCUCCCCGCGAGAUCCCCGACGAGGAUGCCGCUAAGCCCGAGGGGUGGCUGGAUGACGAACCCGAGGAGGUGGACGAUCCCGAGGCGAAGAAGCCCGAGGACUGGGACGAGGAGGAGGACGGCGAGUGGGAGCCGCCCAAAACCCCGAACCCCAAGUGCGAGGAGGCACCCGGGUGCGGCGAGUGGAAGCGGCCAAUGAAGCGCAACCCCGCGUACAAGGGCAAGUGGACGGCUCCGCUCAUCGACAACCCCGCGUACAAGGGCGCGUGGAAGGCUCGGGACAUCCCGAAUCCGGACUACUUCCACCUGGACCGGCCGGACCUCGAGAGCGUCGCUGCCGUGGGAAUUGAAAUCUGGACCAUGUCGGACGGCAUUCUCUUUGACAACAUCCUCGUUACAAGCGACCCCGCUGUAGCAGAGAAGUACCGGAGGGAGCGAUGGGCGACCAAGUUCGCCAAGGAGAAGGAGGCGGAGCAGAAGAAGCGCGAGGAGGAGGAUGCUAAGCUCAAGAAGGAGUCCGCUGGCAAGGGCGGAUGGGAGGGCAAGCUGUUUGAGACGCUCCACAAGAUUGCAGACGCGCCUCCUCUCAAGCCUGUUCGCCCGCAGCUCAAGGCCAUCCUAGCAGAGGCAGUCAAGUACCCGUACGCAGCAGUGGGCGUCAUCAGCCUCAUCCCACUCGUGCCCUUCCUGCUGCUCGUCUCUGUGCUGCUCUCCUCACCUAAGCGGCCGGCAGGGCAGGUCUCAGUAGAGAGGGCCAAGAAGGAGGACAUUACCACACCUGAUGAUGCUCCAGAGGAGAGCAAAGAGGAGCCAAAGGAGGUGGCCAAGGAAGAGGCUGAGGCUGUUGCAGCAGAUCAGCCUAACGAGGGCCCCACUGAGCCUGCUAAAGCAGAGGAGCCCGCCGAGCCUGCAGCUUCGGAACCCCAGCCUGCGGGUGUGGAGGAAGAGGCGAAGGAGGGGGGUGAGACCAAGGUGAGGCGGCGCACACGCAGGGAUUGA
Closterium sp. NIES-65 is the source of this 2241-nucleotide messenger RNA. Lineage: Eukaryota; Viridiplantae; Streptophyta; Zygnematophyceae; Desmidiales; Closteriaceae. The record is from the annotation of a GenBank genome assembly.